AUGGCGCUCGCGUCGCUAGCGUGCGCGUCUCCUACCGUCGCCGCGUCCUCACUCGCCUUUGUCGCAGCGCGCGCAACCUCCUUUCGCCGUCACUACGCCUACGCCGCUCUCGCGCUGCGCCUGCCGCUCAUGCGGCCGCCGUUCCCCGCGCUUUCCGCCGAUCCCUCCGGCCUAUGCACGCGCAACCAGCCCCCGUUACGCGCACAACCCCAAUCGCAAGCGCAGUCACAGCCGCGAAUGCAGGUCCCAAUGGCGGCUAGCGGUGGGGGGAAGGGUUUUGGGGGUAGCAGCGGAACGUCCUCUUCUAGGCGCAGCAGCUCCGGGGGACGCGGCGGUAGAGCGGGAGGAGGAGGGGUAGGCGGAGGCGGAAGCGGAAGGGGGGGCGGAAGUGGGUUGGCGGAUGCGCGCAGCAGCGAUCCCGCGGAGGCUUUCGGGUUGCCGGAACGAUCAGUGGCGCUAAACGAGCUCAUGCGCGUGCUGCUAGAGGAGGAGAUGCGCCCGCCGCACGAGCGCAUGCAGCACGCGCGCGAGCAGCGCGACCUGGCGGAGGCGGCGCUGGAGACGCGCCAACGCUGGGAUCGGCGGCGGGAAGCGCGCGGCCGGCGCGCGGAGAGGCAGGGGCGCGCGGAGGCCGCCAUGGACGCGAUGGACGCGGAGGAGGCGGCGAUUGCGGCGGCCAUGGCGAAGCGCCAAUCCCCCCCAACAUCAUCCCCCCCCGGAGGAGGAGCUGCGGAUGCGCAAGGCCUGGGCUGCGCGCCAAGCAACCCUUUCCACCCCCUCAUCCCCCACUCCCGCUGCCCCUCUCCCCGCACCCUCCCCUUCUCCCCCCCCCUCCCCCCCCUCUCUUUCCGCCUGCCCGCAACCUCGCCCCUCCUUUCCCCCCCCAGCCUGAUCCCCGCGGAAGAGGAGCUACAGAUGUUCAAGGAGUGGGCGGCGCGCAAGCUGCGGGGCGCGCCCAGGGGCGCGGAGGGCGUGGCGGUGGCGCGCGGACUGGCGCACAUGCGGCGCACGCUGGAGGGCGCGGUCAGGGAGGAGCAGGACGCGCGCAGGCGCGGAGGCGCAGGCGGAAGCGGGGGCAGCGGGGGGGUUAGGGAGAUUGAGGGGAGUGGGGAGAGAGGGGGAGGGGUGAGGGGGAGGAAGGGGAAUGUGGGGGGGAAGGUGGAACAGGCAUGGGAGAGGGAUCAGCGCGAGUGGGGGACGAUGUGGGCCAAGGGGAGUGGGGGAAGGGGCGCGGGGGAGGGGGGAAGGCGCGCAUUGGGGGAUGGGGUGGCGGAAGUGGUGGCGGGGUUGGAGGAGAGGCGGCGGAGGAUGGGGGGAGGGGAGGGGGAGGGGCGGAGAGGAGUCCGGGGAGAGGGGGAAUGGGGGGCGGAAAGAGGGGAGAAGAGGAGAAAAUGGGGGGGAGAGAGGGGAGAGGUGGAUACGCGGAGAGGGGAGCGGGGGGAGCAUGUGAGGGCGAGGAGUUGGGGCAGUGGGGCGGAACGGAGGGGCGGAAGCUAUGAGGGGAGGGGGGACGUGAGCAUGGGGGGAGAUGUAAGAAGCGUGCCAUGGUUGCGAGAGGGAGGCAGGGCGGAUGGGGGAGUGUGGGACUUUAGGGAUGGAGCAAGGGCAGCAGUGGCAGGAAAGGCAGCAAGGGCCGGACGGGAAGGAAGGGAGGGAAGGGAAGGCAGUGGGGUUUGGGCUGGUGGUGAGGUGGUGGAGAGAAGGGGACGAGGGCGCUUGGAUAAGGGGGCGAGAAGCGAGGGGGGUGCGGCGAACCAGAAGCAAACUCCUCCCGGCGCCGGGCCCCCAUUCUCUCCUCUCCACACUCCCCCUGCUGCUGCCGCCCAUCCAUUGCUGAACAGCAACAGCAGCAGCAACAGCAGCAGUGCACCCAGCUCCUCUCCUACCACCACCACCUCCCCCACGCACCCGGGAAUGUCCCCUGCUCUCCGCGCGCUCAUCACUGGGCGUGCGGUUGGUGGUGGUGCUGCUGGGGGCAUGGGGCUUGCUGGGACUGAUGCUUUUGCUGGGCAGAGAGGGCUUAGCAGCGUUGCUGGUGGGGCGGGAGCAGCAGGAGGGACUGUCCUGAGCAGGCAAGGAGGGCCGCUGGGGGGAACUGUUGCGUGGGGGAGUGGCUUUGAGAGGGAGGUUGGCGGGGUGCGAAGCAUGGGGGGCCGAGCAGGGAGUGAGGUUGGAGGAAGAGCGGGUGCAGGGAGUGUGGCGGUGGGUGCUGGUGGUGGGGCGGCGGGGGUGGGCGGUGGGGCAGAGGAUAUGUGGGAUAGACUGGAAAGCGAAAUGAGUGCUAGCAUCGAGGAGGGGGCAUGGGAAGAGAAGGAAGGGGAGAAGGAGCACAACCGCCUCUCCCCCGUUCACUCUCCCAGACAACCUCGACGGGCCAGCCGGCUCAGUCUUCCUGAUCGACAAGCCCAAGACCUGGACGUCCUUCGACGUCUGCGGGCGCCUGCGCCACCUCCUGGGGAUCAAAAAGGUGGCCACGCGGGGACUCUCGAUCCCAUGGCCACCGGCCUGCUCGUCGUGUGCGUCGGCCGCGCCACCAAACUCGCAGACUCCUAUCAAGCCAUGACCAAGGAAUACACAGGCGUGAUGAAGCUGGGAGAGGGUACCCCGUCGCUGGAUGCGGACACAGAGGUGUGUGAGAGGAGCGAGUGGGAGGGGGUGACGGGGGAGAGGCUGAGGGAGGCGGCGGAGGGGUUUCUCGGGGAGUGCUGGCAGGUGCCACCGGCGUUUUCGGCGCUGAAGGUGGGGGGGGUGAGGGCGUAUGCGAUGGCAAGGAAAGGGCAGGAGGUGGAGCUGAAGGCCCGGCCGGUGACGAUUGAGGAGUUUGAUGUGUGGCGGGCGGGGGAGGGGGAGGGGGAGGGGCGUGGCACCUACGUCCGCACUCUACUGGCCGACCUAGCGCAGGCCGUAGGCACGGUGGGGCACCUAGUGGCGCUGAGGAGGGAGAGGAUCGGGGACUUGAAUGUGCGGCGUGCUGUGAGUGUGGAUGAGGUGGUGCAGGCAUGGAUUGAGAAGCACCCUGGGGAGGAGGUGCGCGGGGGGAGAGGGGAGGGUGGGGGGCGGGGCGGGAGUGGUGGGGGAGGGAGGAGGGGUGGGAGAGGGGGAGGGAGGAGGGGGAAGGGUGGGAGGGAAGGUGGGUUUGAGGGGAAGGAAGUGGAGUGUGCAGUGCAGCGCCCCGGAGCGAGGGAAGCCAUUGGAUCCACUCGGGAAAGCAGCAGGUGUAGAGGCGACUCGACUCGCCAUCGGAUGGAGGUUGCAGUGAGGGCGCUCGGCGCGCAGCUGGCGGAGAUGCGGAGGGAACUGGCGGAAACGCGGAGAGAACAGGCGGAGACGCGGAAAGAAAUGGAGGAGUUGAGAGCGAUGGAGCAGCGAGUGCGAAUGGAGGUGGCACAGGCGCGGGAGGAGAGGCAAGCAGGAGCGAAUGAGUGGCGGCACCAGCUGGCAGGAGUGAGCGCUGCAGUGGCGGAGAGGGAGAGAGAAACAGGGGAGAUGGCUCGGGCUGUGAGUGCACUCCAGUGCAAGGUGCAGGGGGUGCAAGGAUUUAUGCGCAGCCGUGCAGGGAAAGGGGAGGUGGCGGCUGUGAGGAAGCGACUAGGGGGAUUGAGGAAGGGCGUGAUGGGCGCAGUGAGAAGAGAGGUGGCAGCAGCGGUGAGGGCGGAAGUGGCAGCAGCAAUGGGGGAGAGAAGAGGAGCGAAGCAAGAGGUGCAAGGGGCGGUGCAGCGAGAAGAGCAGCUAGAGGAGCAGCGAGAGGAGCGGCGAGAGGAGUGUGAGAGUGAAAGCAAGUGUGGGAGUGAGUGUGAGCACAAGGGCCUUGUGGCGCAGCUGGUGCAGGAGAAUGCGACCCUCAUGUGCGAGAAGACUGUUGCCGAAGCAGAGCUGCGAGAGCUGCGAGCACAGUUAGAGGCGCUGAGAGCAAGUCAACAGAGAGAAGGGAUGGGAAUGGAUAUGGGGUUGCAGCCAGUACAGGGACAAGAGGAGGCAGGACGGGUUGAGACUCAUGAUUGCAAGGAGCUGGCAGGAGAAAGCACUGCAGUGGCAGCGAGGGAGGGAGAAGUAGGAGAGGUGGGUCGGGCUAUCAGUGCGCUCCAGGCUACGGUGCAAGGGGGUAUGCAGAGCGGUUAUGUAGGGGAUGUGGCGUCAAAAGUGAGGCUGGCAGGGGCAUGGAAGGACGUGUUAGAAGCAGUGAAAAAGGAGGUGACAGAAGUGGUGUUGGCUGUGGUGACGGGGGACGAAGACGACGGGGCACGAGUGCUGACACCGAUGCAGAAAUUGAGGGUGAGAAUGCUGAGGCCGCACUCGGAGCGAGAGUUCCGGAGAGCGAUGGGGCAGAGAAUGUUGCGGGCGAUGUGUGAUUGCGAGAACAAGGGGUGUGUGGCGCACCUGGUUCAGGAGAGCUCAGAGCCUGAGUAUCUGAAAAAGGCAAAUGAUGCAUCAGCAGAGGUGAAAGAGCUAAAAGAGGCUUUGGGUGCUGCGCUGCGGAGGAAUGAUGAGAUGGGCGCUAUGGUGGAGGAGAGGGCGAAGGAGCUGGCUCAAGUGAAGGGGGAGCUGAAUAGGGUGUUGGCUGAAUGGCAGAGACAAUUGACUGAAGCUCCAAGAGAGCUGGACGUUGACAAGGAAAUCAGGGAGAGCACGGGGGAUCGACGGGAGAUAUGGCAGGCCUAA
Molecule: messenger RNA, 4659 nt
Organism: Closterium sp. Naga37s-1
Lineage: Eukaryota; Viridiplantae; Streptophyta; Zygnematophyceae; Desmidiales; Closteriaceae
Source: the annotation of a GenBank genome assembly